AUUGUUAAGGGCAAUACAUUUACAAUAAAAAUCGUCUACUAUUCAUUUCUUGAAAAUGAGCUAAAAUAAUAUCAUUGUCAAUUGUUCCGAGAACAUCUUUUAAUUAAAGAAGAGAAGAAUUGACAAUCACAAUUGAAAAUCAAAAAGAAAAGAAAGGGAGAGGAUUGAUUCUCACCUGAAUUGAAUCUGACGAAGGAGAAGGAGGAAGAAUGGGAAGAACGGCGUAUGGAUGACAAUGGCGAUGGUGGACUGGACAGUGGUUCAACAUUUCAAGGAGUGAAGGAGAGGAGUCGAUAAGCAGUGAAAGACACCUGUACCAAGCUCGGACUAUAAUUUUCUUUUUUGACAAAUUUGACAAAUGCUUAUUUUAAAAUUAGUGAAUAUUUGAGAAAUGAAAAAUUAAGGGUUUGAACACGCAUCAAUUAUGUAUGAGGUUCAAAUCCCGGCUCCUGCAUAAUACAUGCGACGUCCUUAACAAUUUAGCUAAGCUCACGAACGAACACACAUACACUUAAUUUUUUUUUUGUCAAGUAGCUUAACGACUAAAAAUUUCAGUGGAUAAAUGGGAUGUUCAUGGUUCGAACCCCAACCCCGACCUCAACCCUACAUAUAUAAUGCAAUAUCUCUAUCAACUAAGUUAAACUCAUGAGAACGUAUCAACUUAAUUCUAUUUAUAAAAUAUAAAUCAUUUGAGAAUAAAAAAUGACAGAGUAUCCAAAAUUGGCUGUAACUUUGUACUUGCCGCGUGUACGCGAAUUACACACGAAAUCAAUGUCCGUCCAGGACGGCAUGACAGACAACAUUACUCGGAGGAGCUAUUGAGAAACUUUUCAUAAUUGUGAAAAGGAAAUAUAGUUUUUAUUUUUUUUAUAUUUUUUAACAAAUAAUAAAAAAAUUAAAGUUAAUGUUAGGAUUAAACGUGCAGCCACAUCUCUACCAGGCUAUGAAAAGAUAUUUAUUUUAUAUUAUGAAAAAAAUAAAUUAAAAAAAUUUGAAAGUAUGUCACCAUCUACUUAUAAUAACUCUAGAACUUAUCACCCGGAUCAAUUUAUUAUUAGUAAUUUAGUAAUAUUUUACACUUUUUAAAUAAUUGAAAAUAUCCAAUAAAAUAUAAAGUUAAUUUAUAAAUACCCUCAACCAAGUCAAGCCAACAAAGGUUGAAUUUAGUUAAAGAGUAUGUAUCUUGUAACAUCUUAUUUUAUUUUUUGGUAUUAAGGAAUUGAACUCGAUUUUUUUUGAACGAUUUGUUCUAACGAAAAUUCAUUAGUCAUUAUAGCUCAAUAUCUUAAUUAAUCUUGUUUAAAUUUUAAAAGAAUAAAAUAAUUUUUUUAAUAAAGAUUUGUCUCUUCUUCACUCCACCUAGGUUGUGCUAUGUACUAAGUAUUGUAUUGACUAUUGAAAUAGAGAUAAUGGUUAAGGACAACUCAUUUUUAUGUCAUCUUCAUGAAAAUGCAUCCCACUAAGUCAUUUUUCAUUCCACAGAUCAUGCAGUUCUUCUUUUGAAAUUUCCACUAUACUUUACUUCAAUUUUAAUGUGUAUAAUUAUCAAACUUGUAAAUUUCUUCUCUGCAAAACCAUUUAAAUUACUCAGCAAAAAUGUGUUCAUACAUUAAAAAAGUCCUUUAACAAACUUUGACCAAAUUAGAUAACAACAAAAAUAAUAGUGUAUACUCAUAGUUUUGCUAGGAAGUUUCAUGGAAACUAUUUCAUGUACCCUUUAACACGAAAUAUCAAAGUUUGUGUAUAUAUAUAAAUACAUGGCCAUCCUUGUAUCUUAGAAUGAAGAUCUUUCCUAGUCUUUUCCUCAAACUAGAUACUUCUUCUCAUUUUCUUUAGUCACAAAUCACCAUGUCUAAUAAUCAUAAUCUACAAUAUGAUGGUAGUUCAUUUAUCAUUGACAUCACAAGUACCCUUAACAAAGUCACUUCUAAAUACACAAACAAUGCAAAAAGAAGAUGGCGUUUUGCAUAUACAGCUAUUUAUUCUAGAAGGGUUAUGCUUUCUCUUGCAAAAGAAGUCAUAUCUAGAAAAAAUCCAAAUCACUAUGCAAAACUCUUUCACACAGAAUCUUGUUCUAGUUCCAAUACCACUCUUGAUAUAAUUGAACCACUAAUUACAAUACAUAAUGGAACCAAAACCAAUUUGGUUUCUGAUUUUGUUGAUAAAACCAAACUUGCUGAUAUGGUUAAGGACAAAAACUUGAAGUCCUUAAGUGAGUUUGGUGGAGUUGAAGGUGUUGUACAUGUUCUUGGAACAGUUCAUGACAAAGGAAUCAUUGGAAGUGACGACGAUAUUUUGAGGCGGAUUGAGUUGUUUGGUUCAAAUACUUACAAAAAGCCACCACCAAAAGGUCUUUUACAUUUUGUGCUUGAAGCUUUCAAUGAUACAACUAUUAUCAUUCUUCUUGUUUGUGCUGGUCUUUCCCUUGGUUUUGGCAUAAAAGAACAUGGAGCAGGGGAAGGUUGGUAUGAAGGUGGAAGUAUAUUUCUUGCAGUUUUUCUUGUUGUGGUUGUAAGUGCAUUGAGCAAUUUCAGACAAGAAAGACAAUUUCACAAAUUGUCUAAGAUAAGUAACAAUAUCAAAGUUGAAGUUGUUAGAAAUGGAAGGCCACAAAAGAUAUCAAUCUUUGAUGUUCUUGUGGGAGAUGUUGUUUCUCUCAAAAUUGGUGAUCAAAUUCCAGCUGAUGGAGUUUUUUUGUCAGGUCAUUCAUUGCAAGUGGAUGAAUCUAGCAUGACAGGUGAGAGCGAUCAUGUAGAGAUUGAGCCUUUAAGAGCUCCAUUUUUGUUAUCCGGUGCAAAAGUUGUGGAUGGAUAUGCUCAAAUGCUUGUGACAUCUGUGGGAAAAAACACAUCAUGGGGUCAAAUGAUGAGCUCGAUAACGCGAGACACUAACGAAAGAACCCCGUUACAAGCGCGCCUUGACAAGUUAACCUCUUCGAUCGGAAAGGUUGGACUUGCAGUAGCGUUUCUUGUUCUUUUAGUGUUGUUGAUUCGUUAUUUUACCGGUAACUCGCAGGAGGAUAAAGGGCAUAAGAAGUUUCGAGGAAGCAAAACAGAUAUAAAUGAUGUUUUAAAUUCUGUUGUGAGUAUUGUUGCGGCUGCAGUCACUAUUGUGGUUGUAGCAAUCCCUGAGGGUUUGCCAUUGGCUGUGACACUCACACUUGCUUACUCCAUGAAAAGAAUGAUGGGAGAUAAUGCUAUGGUGAGGAAACUUUCUGCCUGUGAAACUAUGGGAUCAGCAACAGUUAUCUGCACUGAUAAAACUGGUACCUUGACAUUAAAUCAAAUGAGGGUCACCAAGUUUUGUCUUGGCAUUGAAAACUUUACCGAAAUAUUUUCCAAUGCAAUGGCUCCAAAAGUUCUUGAAUUGUUCCAUCAAGGAGUAGGCCUUAAUACAACUGGUAGUGUCUAUAAUCCUCCAUCAGGUUCCGAACCUGAAAUUUCGGGUAGUCCAACAGAGAAAGCUAUACUCUUGUGGGCUGUAUCGGAAUUAGGUAUGAACAUGGAUGAAAUGAAACAGAAACAUAAAGUCCUUCAUGUUGAAACAUUUAACUCAGAGAAGAAACGAAGCGGCGUUGCAAUAAAGAAGGAGAACGACGACAGAGUUCAUGUGCAUUGGAAAGGAGCUGCAGAGAUGAUACUAGCAAUGUGUACAAGCUAUACUGAUAGUAACGGAGCGAGGAAAUCCCUUGUUGAUGAAGAGCGGAGAAAAGUUGAGACGACAAUCCAAGGUAUGGCUGCUAGUAGUCUAAGAUGUAUUGCUUUUGCUCACAUGGAGAUUUCAGAUUCAGAAGGUAAUGAUUAUAUGAUCACAAGGGAGAAAAAAACACAUCAAAUCCUAAGAGAAGAUGGAUUGACCUUGCUUGGCAUUGUUGGUCUCAAGGAUCCAUGCAGACCAAACACAAAGAAAGCUGUGGAAACUUGCAAAGCUGCAGGAGUUGAAAUUAAGAUGAUCACCGGCGAUAACAUAUUCACCGCAAAGGCAAUAGCAACAGAAUGUGGAAUAUUAGAUCCUAAGAAUGCCAAUGCCGGAGAAGUUGUGGAAGGUGUGGAAUUCAGAAAUUAUACAGAAGAAGAGAGAAUGGAGAAAGUCGAUAAGAUCCUAGUAAUGGCAAGAUCAUCCCCUAUGGACAAACUUUUGAUGGUGCAAUGCUUAAGAAAGAAAGGCCAUGUAGUUGCAGUCACAGGCGAUGGCACGAACGAUGCACCUGCAUUAAAAGAAGCUGAUAUAGGACUUUCUAUGGGAAUCCAAGGAACCGAAGUUGCAAAAGAAAGUUCUGAUAUUGUUAUCUUAGACGACAACUUCAAUUCGGUUGCAACUGUUUUAAGAUGGGGAAGAUGUGUUUACAACAACAUCCAGAAAUUUAUUCAGUUUCAACUAACAGUGAAUGUUGCAGCACUUGUGAUAAACUUUAUUGCAGCAGUUUCGUCCGGCGAUGUUCCUUUAACAACAGUUCAACUUCUUUGGGUGAAUCUCAUUAUGGAUACAUUAGGUGCUUUGGCAUUAGCAACAGAAAGACCUACAAAAGAGUUAAUGAAGAAAAAGCCGAUCGGUAGAACCGAACCUCUUAUCACAAACAUUAUGUGGAGAAACCUUUUAGCUCAAGCUUCAUAUCAAAUUGCAGUUCUUCUGAUUAUGCAGUUUUAUGGAAAAUCAAUCUUCAAUGUAAGUAAGGAGGUAAAAAAUACACUAAUCUUUAAUACUUUUGUUCUCUGCCAAGUUUUCAACGAGUUCAACUCAAGGAGUAUGGAGAAACUCUAUGUAUUCGAAGGCAUUCUGAAAAACCAUCUGUUUAUUGGAAUUAUUGGUAUUACUAUUGUUCUUCAAAUCUUGAUGGUGGAACUGCUAAGGAAAUUUGCUGAUACAGAAAGAUUAACAUGGGAGCAAUGGGGAAUUUGUGUUGGCAUUGCAGUUGUUUCAUGGCCACUUGCUUGCUUAGUAAAGCUCAUACCUGUUUCAGAUAAACCUUCAUUCAACUAUACUAAGUGGAUUAAAUUAUUAGUUGUUAAGAUUAAGAAGGCUUUUUAAUUUUACCUCAAAGUUGUAAUGAUAUUCCAAGUAUCUUGGAAACUUGAAUAUGAGGCAUUAGAGUAUAUAGCACGUAUUGAAAUUCAAGACCCUUUUGUUUUUGAAACAUAAGGGAUAUGUGAAAUUUUUUAGCAAAUACUUUUAUAUAGGCCUAGAAUUUUGGGUAGUAAUUGUGGUUGAAAAGUUCUAGGAAUGUGAGAGUAUGUAAUAAACUAGAUUUCCCACCCGUGCGACGCACGGGGAAGAAUUUGUUUAUACCAUAUGGUUUUAUAUUU
Molecule: messenger RNA, 5303 nt
Organism: Trifolium pratense (red clover)
Lineage: Eukaryota; Viridiplantae; Streptophyta; Magnoliopsida; Fabales; Fabaceae
Product: calcium-transporting ATPase 12, plasma membrane-type
Exons: 1
Coding region: 1849-5028 (1059 amino acids)
Biological process (GO): calcium ion transmembrane transport
Cellular component (GO): membrane; intracellular membrane-bounded organelle
Molecular function (GO): ATP hydrolysis activity; ATP binding; P-type calcium transporter activity
Source: RefSeq, a predicted model, not a curated record